Molecule: messenger RNA, 1716 nt
Organism: Umbelopsis ramanniana AG
Lineage: Eukaryota; Fungi; Mucoromycota; Umbelopsidomycetes; Umbelopsidales; Umbelopsidaceae
Exons: 10
Coding region: 232-1512 (426 amino acids)
Biological process (GO): regulation of gene expression
Cellular component (GO): nucleus
Molecular function (GO): histone binding
Source: RefSeq, a predicted model, not a curated record
GGCCGUUCAUUUAGCAAGUGGAACAACAUGAUUGCGUCAAGCCCUUUACCUGCUCUAUCGAAGUAUCGGAUGGCAGCAUAUCAUCGGGAUACCGCAAAGACAUUAUGAAUGGGGUGCGGUAGAAAUAGAGAUUUCGAUCAGUUCGGCGAAAGGUCGAGGCAAUGAAAGCAAGUCACGACUGACAAUUUCAGCUCGACACGUCCGCGACUUUGAUUCACAUAGCAUUCCACCAUGGAUAUUGACGAGAGAAAUGACGAGGAAAACGAAAAGCUCAUCAACGAAGAGUAUAAGAUGUGGAAGAAAAACUCUCCUUUCCUCUACGACCUUGUGUUGACUCAUGCACUUGAAUGGCCAAGUCUGACUUGCCAAUGGUUUCCAGACAUUGAAAGACAACCCGACAAGAACUAUUACGUCCAGCGGUUACUUCUUGGAACCCACACCAACGAUGAAGAACCGAACUAUCUUCAGAUUGCAUCUGUUCAAAUACCUAAUGACGCUGAGGACGUUGAUAUGCGAAAGUACGAUGACCACACAAAUGAAAUCGGCGGUCAUGGUGCCAAUAGUCAGGCUCAUAUCAAGAUCACGCAAAAGAUUGUACAUGAUGGCGAAGUCAACCGUGCUCGCUACCAGCCGGAAAACCCAAAUAUCAUUGCCACCAAGGCUCGUUCAGGAGAAGUCUUUGUGUUUGACAGAACAACACACGAAUCUUUCCCUAAGGAGAAUGAAAAGUGUAACCCAGCAAUACGCCUUCUCGGUCAUGAUAAGGAGGGAUAUGGACUGGCGUGGAACCCUAACAAAACGCGAUCAAGCUAUGUGCUUAGUGCUGGUUUUGACGGCAAGAUCUGUUUAUGGGAUAUCGCCGCAUCAACAAAGGAGAAUAAGACAUUAGAUGCGUUACAUUCCUUCACAAGCCAUUCAGCAGGUGUAGAGGAUGUGGCAUGGCAUAAUGGCCACGAUUCUAUUUUCGCUUCCGUUGGAGAUGACAAGCGGCUCAUGAUUUGGGAUACCCGUGCCAGUGCGGAAAAGCCUAUAUAUAACGUCCGCGCUCAUAACGCCGAAGUCAACUGCGUUGAAUUCAACCCGGCAAGUCAAUGGGUACUAGCCACAGGAUCCGGCGAUAAGACGGCGGCACUGUGGGAUUUGCGUAACCUGGACAAUAAAUUACAUGUACUUCAAGGUCAUCAAGAAGAAAUCCUGCAACUGAGCUGGUCUCCUCAUCAUGAAAGUAUCUUGGCCACGGCUGGUAGUGACCGAAGGAUCGUUGUCUGGGAUUUGGCUAGAAUUGGAGAUAACUUAUCGUCUGAGGACGCUGAAGAUGGCCCACCCGAGCUUUUGUUUGUCCAUGGAGGCCACACCAACAAGAUCUCUGACUUUGGUUGGAACCCUGUGCAGCCCUGGGUUCUCGCUAGUGCUGCUGAAGAUAAUAUUGUUCAAGUUUGGCAGAUGGCAAGCAAUAUCCAUAGCCAGGGAGCUGAACCUGAGCAACAAGGCGAUGCCAUGGAACAGCAGUAAAUGGCUAAUACAUGUGUUCAACCUCUCUGCAGGCAAGCCGAUUGAAGGAAAAUAAAAAAUUUGAAGGAAUAUUACUAAAUCCAUUAAACGUAAACGGCGUCAUACGACAUGGACUUUCUGACUUCGGUGAUUAGGAAUAAAGAGUUUGGGUAGUGAGAACUUGGGGUAUUGCUUGCGUUUCGUUGCACAGCGCAUAUAUCUCGG